This is a messenger RNA of Dimorphilus gyrociliatus, 1126 nucleotides long. The record is from the annotation of a GenBank genome assembly. Lineage: Eukaryota; Metazoa; Annelida; Polychaeta; Dinophilidae.
AGACGAUAAAUUUGGCACGCUCUGGAGCUUCAGACUAACUGACUGCUACUUCUCGCUAUAUCGAAUUUUGACGUAAAUAUACGAUUUUUAUUAAUUUUUUGCAACUUUUACAUUAUUUAAGGAAAGUAGUUAUGGUAUAAAACAUUAAGAAAAGUUUCUUUUAAGUUGGAUAUGAUAUAUGAUAAAAUAAAAAUUGUAUAUAUUGCAACAGCUGCAGUAAUUCAACGGAGGAAAAAUGUCCGAACCCGGUGUUCGCUUUGCUUGGAAAAUUUCAACCUUUUUCCCAACAAAGGACCAAUGGAUUAGGGCUCUUCGAUGUAUUCAAUCAGAAGAAAGAGAAAGAAUUGCGAAGUUUCACUAUCAAGUUGAUGCAAUAUCGUCAAUGGCUGGUAGACUAUUGAUGAGGAAAAUAAUAAGAGAUCAUUUUGGCGUGUCCAAUAGCGAGAUAAAGCUAAGUAGGACGGAAAAGGGCAAACCAGUUCUGGAUAUGCCAAAAAAUAAUCGAUUUUCCUUCAAUGUAUCUCACCACGGAGAUUACGUCAUUGCUGCAGCUCAAGUUGGAUCGCCAAUAGGAGUUGAUAUCAUGACAAUAGAUAGUCCAAGCGCCGAAAGAACAGUCAAAGGGUACAUCAAUCUUAUGAGUAAGCAAUUCUCAAAAGACGAAUUAGACGCUUUGAAUUCUUACGAAGGAGAUUCGCAAAAAAUGGAACAUUUCUAUCGUCUCUGGUGCUUGAAAGAGAGUUAUGUUAAAGCAGUUGGUGUUGGUAUAACCAUUCCUUUACACGAAAUAGAAUUCUCUACUCCAGUUAAACGACUUUCUACGAAAAGGGUUGUUGGUGACACAAAAUUUUUUAUAAAGGGAUCUUUAAAAGAUCAAUGGACAUUUGAAGAAAGUAAAUUAGACAUUAAUCAUGUUGCCUGUGUAGCUACUGUUGGGAAUGAGAGGGUUAGCAAUAAAUCAUUACAUCAAGCCAAAUUUAGUGAAGUUAAUUUUGAUGAUGUUGUUGAAGAGUUAGAAAAUUGUAACGACGAAUUGAAUGAUGAAGAAAUCUAUUGGGAAAAGUUCUCAGGAAAUCCACGUCUGAACGUCAACAAAGCCGAUAGAUUUUGUGGUUGUUUCGAAUAA